Vicia villosa (hairy vetch) is the source of this 4604-nucleotide messenger RNA. Its product is annotated as SCF E3 ubiquitin ligase complex F-box protein grrA-like. Gene Ontology annotation, cellular component: SCF ubiquitin ligase complex. The record is from RefSeq and is a predicted model, not a curated record. The transcript has 3 exons. NCBI's taxonomy places the organism in Eukaryota, Viridiplantae, Streptophyta, Magnoliopsida, Fabales, Fabaceae. Gene Ontology annotation, biological process: SCF-dependent proteasomal ubiquitin-dependent protein catabolic process. The coding region runs from base 3198 to 4604 and encodes 468 amino acids.
AUGUCUUCUCUCGUUCUACUUUUACACGCAAAAGGAUUUCGAGAAAGAAAGAAAAAAGGGAAAGGUUUGCGUUCUAGGGUUCACAGCGGUUUUGGUUCUCCGUUUCAUCUCGGAAAUUGAAAUUUGAUGUUCUUAUUUGAUGUUCAUUUAGUCAACUUGCAAUGUUUCCUCUCGCAAAUCUUAGGGUUUCGAGACUUCAUCUUAAGUCGCAAAUUCAAGAGCUUGAGUUCAUCUUUCUCUAUCCGCUGAUCGUUUUCCUCUCGCUUGCACGAUUGAAACACUCAAAUCCUUUCAGGAAGCUUAAUCAAGGGACACAUCAACUAUAAUGAUGAUUCAAUUUGAAGUGAUUUUCCAAUUCUGAAGUGGUUCACUGGAACAGAUUUUGUGAGAAUGGCAGGUUCAGAGAUUUGCAUAUGCUCUCUUUUGAAACUGGUUAGGUUCUUAUUCAAUUGCACGUUUAUGAUAUAUUUAAAACAGCGUGACAACAUAUCUGAUUCAAGAUGAUGCCUUUAAGACCGGCGAACUUGACUAUGUCAGAUGAGGUAUACAUGAAACGUAUAAGGUUGUUAAACUCCAACAUAUCUGUAUUGUUAAUUUUUUAAGUUAUUUAUUGGUAGUAUCAUUUUAUUUUAACCAUUUUUCAUUAUUUCAGCUUUAAUGAAAUUUUAACUUUCAUGGCUUUAAUGGAAUUUUAACGAUGUUUAAGAGGCAGAGCUUCAGUUGCUAAUAAGUGUACUGAAAUGUUUGAAAUGGACUUGUUCCUUUGUUUUGAGUUUCAAUUGUUUCCCUUUUUGGAGUGAAGUUGGUUUAUGUUUGUGGACUGAAUGAUGUUUGAAUGUAGAAUUAUGCUGAAAUUCUGUUUUGCAACAUGGAUGCACAUCAUUGCUCUUAUGAAACUUAGCAUAUGUUGUCUUAUGAACAUACAUGGAAAUAUGUUAUAGUGCAUGCAUGAUGGGUUAUGUUAAUCUGUGCUUUAAACUGGACUUGAAAUGAGCAUGUGGCUUUGUAGUGGUCUUUGAACAACCUGAAGGUGAUUCAUACUGAAUUCCUUGCUUGUUUGUGAAGAAUUUCAAUGUACAUAAACAUUUACUCUCAAUGAUCCUGAUUUUGUACAUGUUGUCUCUUCUUUAAAUUGAACUUUGUAUUGAUCCAUGGCUUGUUUUGAUACUCUAUGCAGAUUUUGAUCCUGUUUUGCUGAAGUGGUAAUAUUGUUACUUUCUCAUCCUAUUCAUUUCUGAAAUUAGAUGAUUUUAAGUUAGAUUGAGUAUAAACUUAGGUGAUUUUUGUAAACAAGGUGUUUAUUGAAAUCCCACAAUGAGUUUACUUAUGUUGAUUUUGAAUAUAACUCGAUUAUACCAUUGUUUAUGCAUAAGAUAGAAACUGAAAUAAAUCCCAGUAAAUAUUGGAUGUGCUGCCAAUUGAUAGCAGGGACCAUCUCAUGUAAUUCUAUUUUUACCUUAAAUAAAUGAUUAAAAGAUUUAAAUCUUCUUGAGGAGAUGUAUCCACAGAGGAAAAAGGUAAAUACUCGACAUCUUACGAUAAUAUGUGUAUAUGGUCUUUUAUUAGUGUGGUGCACAUGACUGUUUCAAAAGGAUUUCCAUUUUAGAUAUGGUUAGAAACUUAAUAGUCAUGUUUGAUACAAUAAUUUGACAUGAGUUACAUUAUAUACUCUGUAAUAACCAGAGAGCAAAUAUAUAUUCUAGAGAACAAACCAUGCAUUUAUCUUGAAGGAUCUAGUAGGUAAGUCAUAAGCAUAUAAUGGAGUGUGAUGCUUAGUUUUGUCAUUUGCUGCUACCAAGGCUGUUAAUCAUGAUGUUCCAAUCACUCCAGAUGAGGUAUGAUGCUUAGUUUUGUCAUGUGCUGCUUGUUACUACGCCAUCAGCCAUGGCAGCGGCGUCGCGGAUAUCAGUGACUGUUUUAUGGCUUUCUGCCAUGGCUCUCUUGUUUUUUUCUUGGUGAUGUACUGCCUCUAAGUGUGCUUGGUAGUAACUAUGUGAAAUAAUUAUGACAUCAAAUCUAACUUUUUCCUAGUGUUACAGAUUUUAGACAUAUCCAUAAUUCUGUAGUCGUUAGGUUAUAAGUAAAUUUUAUUUUAAAAUUUUGUUGAAAUUGGACAUGGUACUGGUCGUAUGGCUUUUGUGAUAAGUUGAAAUUCAAAUUUUGUUGAAAUUGGCUUUGGUACUUGGAAGUAUUUGAUUUACAGGAUGGUAAACAUUUCAAGAAAAAAAGUGUGUUUCCAAAUUUGAGAAACCACAUUAUUAUUUUGAGAUACAUUGUUUAGUACAAAAUGUUGUCAGGUGGCGGUUAGAGUAGCGUGCUAUAGCACCAUUGCACCAUUGCAUAGAGUAACAUGUUUCUUGCGGAAAUUUAGCUAAAAUCCGCAGGUAAAUCCGUAGAAAAAUCGAGUAUUUCUAGUAGUGAUUAUUUUAUUUUAGGAAAAAGGAUUAUUGUUAUUUUAUUUUAUUGAGAAGACAUAACUUUUAAAUUAGUAACAUUUUUAAAUUAAUAAUUAAUGUGUGAUUUAAAAGUAAUUGAUUAUGUUAUAACAUAUUAUUUAAUAAUAGGAGAAAAGAGAAUAUUUAUUAUUUAACAAAUAUUUUCAAGGUAAUUUAAAUUUAAUACUAAAAUGAAAUAAUAUUGUAUAAUAACUUAACACAGCAAGUGAAAAGCGAAUCCUCAUAAUAGAUGUUAGUGUCUAUUAUUAAAGUGAAACAAUUUAUUGAAAUGGUUCAAUAGUUAAUUUUUAUUUCAAUUAUCAUUUGACAUAAUUAAUCUAAAAUUUUAAUUUAAUUAUUCUAGUAUGAAUUAUUAAAAUAAUAACAAUUAUAAUAUAUAAAAUAUAAGAGUUUAAAUUGAUAUGCACUUAAUGUAAACAAAUUUACACCUUCAUUAAAUCAUGAGCAUAAUUAAAGAUUUAAAGAAAUGAUAAACAAAUGAUAAUAAAUUAGGGGUGCCAGCUGGUUUGGGUGGGUUUAGAGAUUUAAAGGUUCGUCAAAUAAUUUGAUGGGACCAUGCAAUAAUAAAAAAAAGGUUAUUCCAAUAAAAGAAAAAUUAGUGGCGGCGGUAAUCCACUAUAUAUAAGGGGGUGAACAUAUAUUCCUUUGUUUAGUAUUUAACCUAAUAUUUACGCUUUAAAUUAGUGAGUGGAACCCUUAUUCCAUUCUUAUUUUACUUCACCCCCUGAGAUCGUCGUCAAUAUGAAGAAGAAGAGAUCUUCUCAACCACUAUCGGAACCUGUCAUUGCUUUGAGAAAGAAGAAGAGAAUUUGUGUCAAAUCUUUUCAACAACAACAACAACAAUCGUUUUCUUCUACACAACCUGAAUUUUGCUUACCAGAUGAUUGCUGGGAGCGUGUCUUUUCAUUCCUCAUCAAUUUUGUAGACGAAACCGAAGACAAAAAUAAACUCUACUUCAAAUCCUCCUUAUCUCUCGUCUCUAAACAAUUCCUCUCCAUCACUAACCGUCUCAUAUUCUCUCUCAGAAUUUAUUAUCCACAACUUUGCAUUCUCCCUCGUUUUUUUCAUAGAUUCUCCAACCUUCAUUCUCUUGACCUCUGGUUCGCCUCCUCUCAUGAUCUCGACAACAAUGCAGCCAUUGCUUUGGCUCUCCGUGACAGACCAACAUUGAAAUCAUUAUCUAUUUUCGGAAUUGAGCUAAAGGAUACAAACUAUGUUUCUUCACGUUACAUUGAUUCCUUCAUGAGUUUGAAGGGUUUGAAUUCUCUUAAGUUUCGGUAUUCCAAAAUAUCCGAUGAUUUGCUUUACUCUAUUGCAAAAGGAGGUCUUCCUUUAAAGAGGCUUGUUCUUGACGUUUGUCGCGGCUAUAGUUACCAUGGAAUUUAUGGUUUAUUAUCCAAGUGUCAUGAGAUACAACAUUUGAGUCUUCAAGAUGUUGAUUUUCUAAAUAAUCAUCAUGUUUCCCAGUUGUCUUUACUUGUUCCUGAUUUGAUAUCUAUAAAUCUUAGUGGAUGUUCCAAGCUCACAGAAUCAGCUUUGUUUGCCAUCAUUAAGAACUGUCAUUCACUUGAUAAAAUCACAAUUGAACGCAUAUAUGUUAAGAGAAAGAGGGUACAAAAUUUUGAUAUUUUGAAAGAUUUUCAAGUCAACCCUCAAUUAAAGUCUCUACAUUUGGCUGAAAAUUCAUUUAUAAACGAUGAGAUCGUCCUAUUGUUUGCUUCAAUUUUUCCUAAUUUACAGCUUUUUGAUUUGAGUAAUUGCGAUCGCAUAUCUGAUAAAGGUAUUUGUCAAGUUCUAAAUAAAUGUUGUAAGAUUAGAUAUCUGAGUUUGAUCGGCUGUAAAAAAGUGAGACAACUUAAAAUAAACGUUGUAGUUGACCAGCUAAAGAUGUUGAACUUGUGUGGUACAAACAUUGACGAUAAAACACUCUAUGAAAUCUCAAAGAGUUGUUAUGGACUUUUACAACUAUUAUUGAUAUAUUGUAAAUAUGUCACAGUAAAGGGAGUCACGCGCGUGAUUGAGAACUGCACACAACUGGAGGAGAUUGAUUUGAGAUGCUGUGAUAAAGUGAAUGAUGAUGAUGUUGUCUCAAUGCGUUCAUCAAGGCCAUCAUUAAAAAUAGAUUAUUGCUCCACAUUUUUGUUUUAG